Amborella trichopoda is the source of this 2281-nucleotide messenger RNA. RefSeq names its product signal recognition particle-related / SRP-like protein. The record is from RefSeq and is a predicted model, not a curated record. Gene Ontology annotation, cellular component: signal recognition particle, endoplasmic reticulum targeting. Gene Ontology annotation, molecular function: signal recognition particle binding; 7S RNA binding; endoplasmic reticulum signal sequence receptor activity. NCBI's taxonomy places the organism in Eukaryota, Viridiplantae, Streptophyta, Magnoliopsida, Amborellales, Amborellaceae. Gene Ontology annotation, biological process: SRP-dependent cotranslational protein targeting to membrane.
CUUCUCUCUUUCUCUCUCCUCUCUCUAUCACUAAAAUCAAAACGCACGCUUCCUCAUUGUGGCAGCGCCUUUCUCUGAUCAGUCAUAGAGCAACUCCAAAACCAAUAUAAAAAAACUGUAUCAUUCUCUCUCUUAUUUCGAACUCUUGCCCUAAGAUCAGGAUCCAUGGCGAAAGGAGUUGAAGCAUCAGCCAUGGACGUUGAUGAGGUGAAGCCUGUUUCAGCUGAUCAGACCAACCCUAAGUUCUCAAUUAAUGUGUUGCAGCUUGUCAAAACUGCUCAAUCUCAACAUGGUCUGAGGCAUGGAGAUUAUACUCGUUAUAGGAGAUACUGUACAGCUCGUUUGAGGAGGUUGUACAAGUCAUUGAAGUUCACUCAUGGCCGUGGAAAAUAUAAUCGACGAUCUAUUACGGAAUCUACUGUCACAGAAGUGAGGUUCCUCCAUGUAGUGCUUUAUAUGGCUGAAAGGGCUUGGAGUCAUGCCAUGGAGAAAAAACAAGUCCCGGAUGGACCAAAUGCUCGCCAGAGAGUCUAUUUACUUGGUAGGUUGAGGAAGGCAGCUAAAUGGGCUAUCCUUUUUGCACAAUUAUGUUCGGCUAAAGGAGAUUCCAGAACCUCAUUAGAAGCAGAGGCAUAUGCCUCUUAUAUGAAAGGGAGUUUGUUUCUCGAACGCGAGCAGAAUUGGGACACUGCCUUACAGGAUUUCAAGAAAGCAAGGGCUAUUUAUGAGGAGCUUAGUAAAUAUGGGGACGUAGAGAAUCAAAUCCUGUGUCGUGAACGUGUUGAAGAGCUAGAACCUAGUGUUAGGUAUUGCUUAUACAAGAUGGGAAAAUCAAGCUUACCAGCUUCUGAACUUUUAGAUAUGGGGAAGAUGGAAGGACCUUCAUUAGACCUUUUGCAAGCUAAACUUGAGGCUGUCAUGGCUGAGGCUAGAUCACGGCAGGCAGCAUCCAUGACAGAGUUCCACUGGCUUGGUCAUAGAUUUCCAAUUACCAAUGGGAAGACUCGUGUAUCCAUUCUAAAAGCUCAGGAGCUGGAGAAGGAUUUGUAUGGAUCUGCAGGGGAUUCACUUCCCGCAGAGAAAAAGCUUGCUACUUAUGACAAAAUAUUUGCUGCAUAUCAUGAUGCAAGGCGCUGCAUUCGUAGUGAUUUGGUCACUGCAGGUAAUUCGGAAGAUGUAAAGGAUGAUUUGAAUGGCCUUGACAAGGCUGUUAGUGCUGUCUUAGGACAACGUACCAUAGAGCGCAAUGAGCUGCUUGUUAGCAUUGCAAAAAUUAAAUUCAAUCGGAACCGUGAAGAUAAGAAUGAAAAAGUUACAAAACCUGAGGAGCUUGUUCGAUUAUAUGACCUGUUAAUUCAGAAUACUGCAGAUUUAUCUGAUUUGGUAAGUUCUGGACGAGAUAGGAGGCCAGAAGAAGUGGAAUUUACUGAAGAGUAUGUGCUGAAGGGUAUGGUGUUCCGUGCUGAAAGGUGCUUUUAUUUGGCGAAGUCUUACAGUUUGGCUGGAAAACGGGCUGAAUCAUAUGCACUGUAUUGCCGUGCACGCUCACUUGCUGAAAAUGUUCUUCAGAAAGUUCAGCAAUCAAUGAAUCCAGAUAAGGGAAUGAAAGAAUUGGAGUUCCUAAUAGCAAGCUGCAGAUCGAACAGCUGCAUAGAGCAUGCUUUAGGGGUGAUGGAGGAAGAGAAGGCCAAGGACAAAAUCUCUAAAGGAGUUUCCUCCAUUUCCCUAUCCGGGAAUGAUAAUAAGCCUGAUAAGUUCCUUGUGGACAAUCUUGAUGCUUAUGAGUCUGCCGUGGGUGAAGCUGACUCAAAGGGGCCUCCAGCCAUUGCCAAAUUCCCACCAGCUUUUCAAGCAGUUGUGUGUAAUCCAAUUGUAUUGGAUAUUGCCUUCAAUUCCAUUGAAUUUCCGUCUCUAGAGGCCAGGAUGAAGAAGGACAAGAAGGGCAUAUUCAGCAGGCUUUGGCGUUGACUCCCUCUUUCUCUCUCUCUCUCUCUCUCUCUCUCUCACACACAGUAAUUUUCAACUUUAUCUGAAUGUACUAAUUGGCUUGUGAAAUAUUGGGUCUUUUUAAAUUCUCACAAAAAAUAGAGAUGCACCAAAUUGAGUUCCUUGAAGUUUUGACUCGUGCAAUAUGCAUUAUAUGCUGAGUUUCUUUUUGUCCAAUUGACAUUUUGUAUGGGUGCAAAUUACAUUUAUUUUUGGAUAAGUACAGUACAAUAUGCUUGAAACUUGUCAACCGUCCAAUGUCAACAAUAUACAGGUGUGAUUUUUGUUGUAGGAU